AGAUUAUCUGUUACUCACGAUGCACUAUGCUGUGAUCUAAUGCACUGCAGCAUACUGUAGAACUAAACACAAUAUAAGGUCUGCUAAAAUGUCAUCGGGAACAGUUAAUCUAUUCUGCUAAGUAAAAUGCAAUAAAUGAUGAUUUGGUGAUUUCACAUCAAACACGCUUGCAUAUACAACUGAGAGCUAGAGAUGGGAGACUCUAGCGCUACCACUGGCAGUCCCCAGAGCGGUCCCACAGAUUAUGAUUAUCUCAUGAAGUUUCUUGCUCUAGGUGACUCUGGAGUUGGGAAAACAAGCUUCUUGUACCAAUACACAGACAAUGCAUUCAACUCAAAGUUUAUAUCAACAGUAGGGAUCGACUUUAGGGAAAAGAGAGUGGUGCACAGGAUGCCGGGACAGGAUGGAAGUGUAGGUAGAAGUCAGAGAAUACACAUACAGCUAUGGGACACUGCUGGCCAAGAGAGGUUUCGUAGUCUAACAACAGCAUUCUUCCGAGAUGCAAUGGGCUUUCUAUUGAUAUUUGAUCUGAGUAACGAACAGUCAUUUCUCAACCUGCGUAACUGGAUAGCACAGCUGCAGACGCAUGCAUACUGCGAGAAUCCCGAUAUUGUACUGUGUGGGAACAAGGUCGACCUGGAGGCACAGAGAGCAAUCACUGAAGAGGCUGCCAAAGAAUUUGCCGAAAAACAUGGGUUACCAUACUUUGAGACAAGUGCCGCCACUGGCCAAAAUGUGGCAAAAUCUGUGGAACUAUUAUUGGACAAUGUCAUGUUACGGAUGGAGAAAUCUGUUGACAAGUCAAUUCUUCCUGGCAUGAGAAAUGGUGCAAAUCUUUCACAAUAUGAGGAGGAGGAAAAUAAAUCUAAAUGUUCCUGUUAGUAUUUAAAGGCCCUGUGUAUUGUUGAAAGUAUUUGAAGUAUUUGGCUAGCAUGGUAGAUGUAAUCUCUGUAGCAUUGGAGGAGGAACUAGUUACUGCAGCCAGUUUAGAACACUUAAAGAAUUACCUUGCACUUGGUUGAAAAUCCAUUUAGACACAGGGCACAUUACCAGAAGAUUCCAUAAGUUGAAGAUUUUAAGUCUGUUGUCCAUUUACUAUGAUAUUAUUUUUCAUUGUUAAACAAUGUAUUUUGUUGUUAAGAAUGUUUUGGUAAUGUAGCCUUGUGUAGAAUUUAUGCUAUCAUUUAAAGGGCAAUAUAUUUGAA
Molecule: messenger RNA, 1205 nt
Organism: Owenia fusiformis
Lineage: Eukaryota; Metazoa; Annelida; Polychaeta; Sabellida; Oweniidae
Source: the annotation of a GenBank genome assembly